Messenger RNA from Trichoderma virens Gv29-8, 567 nucleotides. RefSeq lists its product as uncharacterized. Lineage: Eukaryota; Fungi; Ascomycota; Sordariomycetes; Hypocreales; Hypocreaceae. The transcript has a single exon. The coding region runs from base 1 to 567 and encodes 188 amino acids. The record is from RefSeq and is a predicted model, not a curated record.
AUGAGUUCCGGAUCUGAACCACCUUCUACGGCGGCUGCUGUUGGUUUACCACCUCUGCGGCGUGUCAUAACUACCCACGAUGCAGAUGGAAAAGCCGUCUUCAGCGAAGAGCUCUCACAGACCAUUCCGCGAAUUGAGAUUCCCGGCAUGCACUUUCACCUGGGCUACACCCUGAACCAAUCCCCAGGCGUGCUGAAUAAUGACCAAGAUCUGAAGGAGUACAAGGACCGGCUCCCACAUAAUGUGGCUGCGAGCAUUCCCGGCGGAACCGUGCUCCGCAUUGUUGAUUUCCUGCCCGGAGAGGGCGCGCCAAUGCACAGGACGAAAACCGUGGAUUUUGGCGUGAUUCUGGAAGGAGAACUGGAGUUGAUUCUGGACAGUGGUGAGAGCACUGUGUUGAGGCGAGGAGACAUCCUUGUUCAGCGAGGGACGAUCCAUGAAUGGAAGAAUAACAGCACUACCGAGAUUGCAAGAGGAUUCUUCGUGUUAGUGGACGCAGCUUUACCGACGGUGAACGGGACGCAACUGCGCGAGGAAAUAUCGGUAGACGAACUGAAAACUGAAUAA